GCCAACUCUAUGCUAUUGGGAGAACUCAUUCUCUGUUUUUCUUUUGGAUCUUUACUUCCCAAUUGAUUUUCACAUCCAUAUUUACAACAAUCAUCAACAAAAAAAAAUUCAACCGUUGGAUCAUAUUAUCCAUGGUUCUUUCUGGAGCUGCCACAGGCUUAGGCAUUACAUCUUCAGAUGGCGCCUAUAUUCCCUGUGAAAAUAAUGAAGGCUCAAGAAUGAGUAACGGCGCUUGGUGUGCCUUCUUCGGCACGGUAGCAUUCUCUCUAUCUUUAUGUAUCAUGCAAUUAGGAUUCCAAAAGGUCAUACCACCAACUACAGAGAGUAGAGAUUCCGCGGUAAUGCUGAUGCAAACCAAUGCUUCUAUGAUUGCAACAUUGAUAUGUUUGGUUGGAUUAUUCGUAAGUGGUGAAUUCAAAGAUAUCAAGGAAGAUUUGGAGACGUUUAAGAAGGGGAAGCAACUUUAUGUUUGGAGUCUAAUUGGAUUAUCACUUGCGUGGCAAGUAAUGUCUUUAGGGCUUGUGGGGCUUGUGUGUUUGGCUUCUUCUCUUUUCUCUAAUGUUGUCAGCUUCUGCGCAACACCUUUAGCGAACAUUCUCCUUGUGUUGGCGUUUCGGUUUAUGGAUGCCGACGUGAAAUUUUUUAAGGAAGGAGCUCUGGUAGCUGGGAUUCUUGGUUUUGCAUCUUAUGAGGUACCAAAAGAUGUUGCCAUAUCACCCGCAAUGGAAUAUGACAUGGAGAUUUCUCACCAUUACUCACACAAACAGCUCGAUUUCCUUGAGGCUUGCGCUGACAAGCCGAGCACAGAAUGCGGAAAUGAGGUUUUCAAGAACAUGUUGGAUGAGACGACGCCAAUUACAGAUGCAUGUUGUCGUGAUAUAUUGAAGAUGGGAAAAAAUUGCCAUCUUGGAUUGGUUCAAAUCAUAUUCGCCACGUAUGAGUUUAAGAAUUUUGCAUCUAAGGGUAUUCCGAAAAGUAAACAAACAUGGAAUGAUUGUGUUCGUAGAGUUGGGAGCAAGAUUGGUGCUCCGGAUGUUUUUGAGCAGUAAAUUAAUGUGUCUAUGAGUUUUUGUAUUUUGACUAUUACCAUUAUAAAACAACUACCAUUUU
Messenger RNA from Arabidopsis arenosa, 1110 nucleotides. The record is from the annotation of a GenBank genome assembly. Lineage: Eukaryota; Viridiplantae; Streptophyta; Magnoliopsida; Brassicales; Brassicaceae.